AUGGCCAAACUGCAAGCUGGAGAUGUCCAGGCAAGGAUGUCUCUUCCAAGCAUCUGCCACUACGUUCAGCGCUACUCAGGCGGACCAGAAUUUCCAUUGAUAAAAUUCCUGUCCAAUUUCUCUUCCCAAUGGGGCACAGCGUUGUUGUUGGGUGAAGAAUUCUGCCAUCAGCUGGCCCACCAGCAUUUCAUGAGUCCCACGAAUGUUUUCCCAUACAUUCGGGCUGCGUGUUGGGCAACCCAACUCACGACCAACAAGCACGCAGACGGGGUUUCCAAGCUCCUCAGCAAAGCAGACCUGCAGAGGACGGCGUCUCCUGCCCUUGCCCCAGAGGUGACCAAGGCUGAGUCCAUUCUAGCCGAUUGUUGGAAGGUUGUCCAAGCUUCCAUGCAGAGCAAAGCCAAUGCAGCAAAGCAUUCGACGCAUCUGCACCGUUGCUUUGGCAAGCUUUGUGUCAGGGCCAUUUUGUACCUGACACGAAAGCAGAAGUAUUCCAGAGAGAAAGCCAACGGGUCCAAUUUGGAAGACAUCUUGCAAGCUUUCACCCAGGAGGUCCAAGGGCUUCCUAGCCAGGACCAGGCUGCUGAUGCUGCAACCAAUUCCAGCUCCAACCAAGAAGUGGUGGCAGAUCUUUCUGCAGCCAGCGCAGCCACAGUGGCCAUGAUGCAGAACUCGCACACGUACACCAUGCCCAAAGAGCAUGGCCAGAAGGUUUUCGAAUUCCAAAAACUCGAGGACGCAGGAGCCAUUAUGGUGCAUCGCCCAGUUUUGGCGCCAGAGGAAGAGGUCCAUGUUCCACUGGCGGACUUGAGGAAAUGGCGGCUGACCAAAACAGGCAUGCCGCAGCUUGCCAGUUUGGAAGUGAUCCAGCGUGGCCGGCCCCAAUUUAACGCCAUCUGCCAAGAGGGUUUGCAGAGGGUCCAGAUCGCCGCUGCCCUCCACGCUGCCCAUGAGCAGCAUGCAUUGGAUCCAGAGGACAUUGCUUUCUCACGCCAGCCCCAAGGCCUGCACACGUUGAAGGCUGUCAAAAAGGCCGCGUUGCAUUUGGUUCCACUGGGAUCCAUUGCCAAGCUGAAAGGCCCAGGCGAGACCAGCAAGAAGCUCACCAUCAACCACUUCGGCCACAAGUGGACCAUCAAUGCAUUCAAGCAAGAUUCCAUGCUCCAAGGGACAGCAGAUGCUGGGUGCCUGACACCCUUCUUUUGGUGCAAAGCAGCCACGGCACCAGACAGUGACAACAUGGUAUGGGCCCACAACAAAGUGAAUGGCACCCAAAUCCCCAUCCUGCAGAAUGCCAGCGCGUUGCCAGCAAAAACAUUGCUGCGCUAUCCAAAAGAAGAGAAGGACAUGGGCCAGGCAAUUGCCAAAGGCAAGUGCCAGACCAAGACAGAAGCAAGCCUGGCCAAGAAGAAGGCCAAGACCGCUUGA
Symbiodinium pilosum is the source of this 1428-nucleotide messenger RNA. Lineage: Eukaryota; Dinophyceae; Suessiales; Symbiodiniaceae. The record is from the annotation of a GenBank genome assembly.